AUGGCUCCUCGACCGGAACUUUAUCCACUAAAGACACCAAGUCAUAUUAUUUUCCCAUCUGAGCUUCAAGACUAUAUUCGGGCCACACGCAACCCAGAGCCCACAAAACGGACCGAUGGCAAGGGCCCUUCGGUACCGCCUCCUCUGGCUUAUACAGAGUUUCUCAAAGCUCUAAGCCCCGAAUUCGGUAGUCCAACCGAGUCUGAUGAUGGGGCCUUUUCAAACUGGUCUCUCGGCCAGCAACUGCCCUCACCUAUCUCUCCCCCGCCGACGUCCUCCACCAUAUCCUUCCCUAGCGAGAUGACCACAGCCAGAAAUCGCACCAGACCCCUUCCUCAUUCACUUAUGACCAACGCACCGCGGGCUUCAGCGGAAGUUGGUUCUCUCCAUCGCAUUCGGGUGUCCCCAACAUUCUUGUACGCCUCGGCAGUCGAGUCUCCGCCAGUAGAACGGAGAGCGCGGUACGCGGAAUCGCCCAUUACCAACGAAAGGACGAUUCGCAUUCAGUACGCCAGGACAAACCCCAUGAGAUUCAAGCGCGUGCCCUCUCUUGAUCCCCCGCCCAAAGGAAAGCGGAGAAGGGUGAACCAGAACAAAAAAUGA
This is a messenger RNA of Aspergillus ochraceoroseus IBT 24754, 603 nucleotides long. RefSeq lists its product as uncharacterized. The transcript has a single exon. The record is from RefSeq and is a predicted model, not a curated record. Bases 1 to 603 code for a protein of 200 amino acids. Lineage: Eukaryota; Fungi; Ascomycota; Eurotiomycetes; Eurotiales; Aspergillaceae.